Messenger RNA from Striga asiatica, 3045 nucleotides. The record is from the annotation of a GenBank genome assembly. Lineage: Eukaryota; Viridiplantae; Streptophyta; Magnoliopsida; Lamiales; Orobanchaceae.
ACCUUAUCCAUUUAUCAUCUUCUAAACAUUCUGCUUAUUUCUACUCCACUCUCCCAACCCUCCACCAAACGGCCUAACGUCGGACACAAAUUCCCCUCACUGACCACCAAAGGUCCAAAUGUUCGCACGAAUUCAACCCGCCCCGCGCCUCGGAAUACUGCCACCACCAUUUCUGCCGCCGUCUCCUAUUCGCCGCCGACUCUUCCUCUCUCAGCGCCGCUGUGCCUCCGCUUCGUCUACCUGCUUCCGGGUACGUAGCAGCGUGAAGGUCAGUGUCGAUGACAAGAGAAAAAAUUUCAGCGAAGAAUGUGAAGAAUCCAGUUCAAGUAAAGAGGAUGACGUAAGGAGAGCUUAUCCCUUUCAUGAAAUAGAGCCUAAGUGGCAGCGAUAUUGGGAGGAGAACAAGACAUUUCGGACCCCCGAUGAGAUUGAUACCUCCAAGCCCAAAUUCUACGUUCUCGACAUGUUUCCUUAUCCCAGUGGGGCUGGUUUACAUGUCGGGCAUCCUCUUGGUUACACUGCCACAGAUAUCCUUGCUCGACUUAAACGAAUGCAAGGUUUCAAUGUUUUGCAUCCAAUGGGUUGGGAUGCGUUUGGUUUACCUGCAGAACAAUAUGCAAUUGAGACUGGUACUCAUCCAAAGAUCACAACAAUGAAAAACAUAGACAGAUUUCGUGCACAGCUUAAAUUGUUAGGCUUUUCAUAUGACUGGGAUCGGGAAAUUUCUACCACUGAGCCUGAAUAUUAUAAAUGGACGCAGUGGAUAUUUCUGCAACUUUUUAAGAGAGGACUGGCAUAUCAGGCUGAAGUUCCUGUCAACUGGUGUCCUGCACUUGGGACUGUCUUGGCAAAUGAAGAAGUAGUAGAUGGUGUGAGUGAGCGUGGGGGCCAUCCAGUAAUUAGGAAGCCUAUGCGGCAAUGGAUGCUGAAGAUUACGGCAUAUGCUGAACGUCUUUUAGAAGAUUUGGAUGAUCUCGACUGGCCUGAAAGUGUUAAGGAAAUGCAGAGGAACUGGAUAGGAAAAUCAACAGGAGCUGAGCUGCAAUUCAGCAUUUUGGAUACCAAUGGUCUUGAGAGGGACAUUAAAAUUACUGUCUACACAACACGACCCGAUACCAUUUUUGGUGCAACUUACUUAGUCCUGGCACCUGAACACGUCCUAUUGGCAACCAUUGUGUCUGAUGGCCAAAGAAAAGAUGUAGAAGAAUACAAAGAAAUUGCCUCUAGGAAAAGUGAAUUCGAAAGGACUGAGCUCCAAAAAGAGAAGACUGGAGCAAUAAUGGCUGUACCUGCACACGACACUCGUGACCAUGAGUUUGCUUUGAAGUACAAAAUCCUAAUAUGUGGAGUUGUGGCUCCAGAAAAUGGAAAUUUCAAUUACUCAGAGACGGCUUACACUGGUGAAGGUACUAUGAUCAAUUCAUCUAGUACAGAAACAGGGCUCAGCAUAAAUGGACUACCGACCAAAGAUGCUGGUUCUAAAGUCAUUGAUUGGCUUGAGAAAACUGGAAAUGGAAUGAGAAAGGUGAACUAUAAAUUGAGGGACUGGCUAUUUGCUCGGCAGCGUUAUUGGGGAGAGCCUAUCCCUGUAAUUUUUAUCAAUGACACAGGUGAAUGCUUACCAGUUUCUGAAGAUGAGCUGCCUCUGACCCUUCCUGAGUUGGAUGAUUUUACUCCGACUGGGACAGGGGAGCCACCGCUUGCUAAGGCUUCGUCUUGGAUGGAUAAACUUCUUCAGGUCAAAACUGUCGACUCGACAUCUGGUAGAUCUGCUCUUCGUGAGACAAACACUAUGCCUCAAUGGGCUGGCUCUUGCUGGUACUAUCUGAGGUUCAUGGAUCCUAGAAAUUCCAAGACAUUGGUCGACAGUGAAAAGGAAAUGUAUUGGGGCCCUGUUGAUGUGUAUGUUGGUGGUGCUGAACAUGCAGUUCUUCACUUGCUUUAUGCUAGAUUCUGGCACAAGGUUCUUUAUGAUGUUGGUAUAGUCUCUACAAAGGAACCUUUUCAAUGUGUCAUAAACCAGGGAAUUAUUCUUGGAGAAGUACAAUACACGGCCUUCAGAAACUCAGAUGGGAAUUUAGUGUCUGCUGAUACUGAGGAAAUAAGUAACUUAAGACAAGAAAGCGUUACAAAAUCUGGUGAUUAUUUUGUGCUGAAAGACAAUCCCAGUAUACGCCUGAUUGCCCGUGCUCAUAAGAUGAGCAAAAGUAGGAGAAACGUCGUUAAUCCGGACGACGUUGUUUCACAAUAUGGUGCAGAUUCUCUUCGUUUAUAUGAAAUGUUUAUGGGCCCAUUCAGGGACACAAAAACAUGGAGUACCAGUGGUAUUGAUGGUGUUCAUCGCUUUCUAGCUAGAGUUUGGAGGUUAAUAGUUGGUUCACCAUCUGAUGAUGGUAACUUCAGAGGUGGAACAGUUGAUCUCGAUUCAGAACCUUCUAUGGAGCAGCUCCGGGUUCUUCAUAGAUGCAUUAAUAAGUGGGACAAACUUUCUAGGACUAUCAUUGAAGAUUUUGUUCUGUUGCUCUCACCCUAUGCACCGCACAUGGCCGAGGAAUUGUGGUCCCGUCUGGGACAUUCCAGUUCACUGGCUUACGAGCCAUUUCCCAAGGUGAAUCCUGCAUACUUGAAGGAGUCGACAAUAACUCUACCGGUACAAAUCAACGGGAAGACAAGGGGCACCAUCCAAGUCGAGAAAUCUUGCACAGAAGAAGAUGCAUUUUCACUAGCUUCAUUGGAUUCUAAACUGUCAAAAUAUUUGGUGGGGAAAACCAUCAAGAAACGAAUUUUUGUUCCUGGUAAGAUUCUGAACAUUAUUCUCGACCUGCAGCAAGUUAAUGUCGGUCAACGAUAGCUGGAAAUAUUCGAGGUUUUCCUGCUAUGGAAGUUUUUCCAUGUGCCUGAAGGAGGGCUUUGUACUGUAUCUUUGAUGUGUGCAUAUAUUUUGUUGUUUUCAUAUUACUUUUUUCCUUUGUUACUAAUUUAGAUACAUGGUUAAUUUUGAAAUAUGUGGUAUGAUUAGUGGAAUUUUGAAUUUAUAUUAAAAUA